AUGGACUCUACUCCAAGUGCAAGUGCAAGUGGUAAUGCUAUUGCUAGUGCACCAAGUGACCCCAAUCAACUUGAAGUAAGAGGUGAACACCGGGAAGAAGUAACAGAUAGUGCUGCAGCGGUUGAUAGUGCAAAUUCAGUCGUAGAAAAGAAAAAGAAGAAAACAUCAGCUGUUUGGAAUGAUUUUCAUGAAGUUAAACUCCCUAAUGGACAACAAAAAGCAGUUUGCAACUAUUGCAAAGCUAAAUUUGCUACGGGUGGGUUUGGAGCUAGCACUAGCCAUUUGAGGAGGCAUUCAGAAAGUUACUUAAGAAGGAAAAUAGACCAAUCACGACUAAAGCAAUCAACCAUAGAGUUUCAGCCUAUAAGUUCUACCUUGAACCCUUUCCUUGCAUCAGGAGGUAAGUAUUCUAAUAUGAAGAUAAGAGAAAUUAUUGCUACUUCUAUCAUGGUACAUGAGUAUCCUUUUAGCAUUGUGGAGGACACAGUUUGGAUGUGGGCUUUUAAGUUUGCAAAUGCUGAUUUUGAGAAAGUUUCACGUCAAACAAUAAAAAAUGAUUGCAUGACAUUGUAUCAGGCAGAAAAGAAAUGUCUCAAGGCUGAAUUAAUGAAUGUGAAUAGGAUUAGUAUAACCACUGAUAUGUGGAAAUCUAAUCACCAAGUAGCUGAAUAUAUGGUCAUUACUGGCCAUUUUAUUGAUUCAGAAUGGGAAUUACAAAAAAGAGUGUUGAAUUUUGUCAAAGUGCCACCUCCUAGACGUGGGGUUGAUGUUGCGGAUGCAAUAUUUAAAUGUUUGCAAUCAUGGGGGAUUGAAAAUAAGGUAUUUUUUGUGUCUGUUGAUAAUGCUGCAUAUAAUGAUGUUUGCAUAAGAAAUAUUAAGAGCACAUUGUCAAGAAGCAGUAAUUUAGUCCUUAAUGGAAACAUAUUUCAUGUACGAUGUUGCGCACAUAUUCUGAAUUUAUUAGUGCAACAUGGCCUUAGUCAUAUCAAAGGUAUAAUUGAGAAUGUUCGUGAAAGUGUUAAAUAUGUCAAUCAAUCUGAUUCGAGGUUGAAGACUUUUUGUGAUAUUGUUAAGCAGAUGGGGGUAAAAGAAAGAAAGUUAGUUAUUGAUUGUCCCACUAGAUGGAACUCAACAUUUGAAAUGCUUUCUACUGCUUUGAUAUUCAAAGAUGUAUUUCCGGAAUACAAGGAAAGGGAACCAUAUUAUAAUUACUUGCCAUCUGCAGAGGAAUGGAGCAAGGUUGAUAAGGUUUGUAAUCUUUAG
Molecule: messenger RNA, 1263 nt
Organism: Gastrolobium bilobum
Lineage: Eukaryota; Viridiplantae; Streptophyta; Magnoliopsida; Fabales; Fabaceae
Product: zinc finger BED domain-containing protein RICESLEEPER 2-like
Exons: 1
Coding region: 1-1263 (420 amino acids)
Molecular function (GO): DNA binding
Source: RefSeq, a predicted model, not a curated record